AUGGCUGUACAGGGAAUUCUCCAUUCGUACGUGCCAGACUUGGUGGCUUUCGAGUUCACAGACCAGAAAACUCCUCCUGCACCAAACGUGCUUGUAUUUAUAGGUGGUCUUAGUGAUGGCCUUUUAACGGUUCCAUAUUUGCAACAGUUGGCCAAUGGUCUAGAAACUGUAAAUAGCACCUUGGGAAACUGGUGUUUGGUCCAGACAUUAAUAUCAUCUUCGUAUAAUGGAUGGACAUCGGGAUCGCUCGAGCGAGACGUCAAAGAAUUAAAAAAAUUGGUGCAAUAUUUGAGGUCCGAAGCAGGAGGCAGUCGUCGAAAAAUUGUACUUAUGGGCCAUCUGACAGGCUGUCAGGAUACAAUGGAGUACUUGACCAAGAUAUGUAGCCAUGAAGAGGUGUCAGAAGACUCAAUUCUUGACGGGGCCAUUUUGCAAGCUCCAGUUUCUGACCGCGAAGCGAUGGAAAUGUUUAAAGGAACACAGGUAACUCAAGAACUAAUUGAGGAGUGUAAGCGGGAUUUCCUAGAAAAGGGACGCCAAAACGAAAUGCUUCCACCAAAAUUUUCGUUUUUCGAUACACAAUUGACUGCAUAUCGUUUCCACUCUCUUGCUGCUCCUGGAGGUGAUGAUGACUACUUUUCGUCGGACCUCACCUAUGAAGACCAUAGAAAAACAUUUGGCAUUGUAAACACACCUCUUUUGGUCCUUUAUGGGGCUAAAGAUGAAUGUGUUCCAAAGUCGGUGGAUAGAGAGGCCUUAGUCAAACUCUGGGAAGCAUCGACAAACCCAUACUAUUGGAGCCCUUUGAGUAAGGUUCUUCAAGGUGCUACGCACAACGUUGGACCAGGAUCAGAUCCAGGAGCUGUUGAUGAUCUUGUGGCCACCGUCACAAAGUUUGUGGAAUCACUUCAUUAG
Molecule: messenger RNA, 915 nt
Organism: Meyerozyma guilliermondii ATCC 6260
Lineage: Eukaryota; Fungi; Ascomycota; Pichiomycetes; Serinales; Debaryomycetaceae
Exons: 1
Coding region: 1-915 (304 amino acids)
Source: RefSeq, a predicted model, not a curated record